AUGGGCUCAUCAACUAUAUUACUACCAAAUUCCGUGUUUCACAAUCCGAUUCUCGACAUCAUUGACGAAAACAAAGCACGAAUCAUCAAACACUUGACGCAAGACUUUAUAUUAACAAAAGAGACGUUAAGUCGACUCAAGUCUGUGUUUAUUAAGGAAAUGGAUCUGGGUUUAGCUGAGGCACCGGCACGUAAAUCAUGUCUACUAAUGCAGAAUACAUUUGUGCCGGAGUUCCCCGAUGGCAGCGAGUCCGGGCACUACCUGUCCCUGGAUUUAGGAACGACUAAUUUCCGGGUCCUUUUGUCGCAGUUGGGGGAACGGGUGGCUGAUAAUGAUUUUACCGUCAAAUACUAUGACAUUCCCGAUGACUGUCGCCGAGGGUCCUCCAAAAAUUUAUUCAACUUCCUUGCCAUCAGUAUCGAGGACUUCGUGGGCCAAGUCUUACCUAAUUAUGACAAACGACUGGCCCUGGGGUUCACCUUCUCGUUUCCGAUGACAAUGAAAUCGUUAAACAUCGGAAUCCUGGAGACCUGGACCAAGAACUUUGACUGUCCGGACGCCGUGGGCGUCGACUGCGCCCGACUACUACAGGAGGCCAUAGACUCCCGGCCCUCACUGGCCGUGGAUGUGGUGGCCAUACUGAACGACUCGACGGGUACACUGGUUAAGGGGGUGUAUUUGGACGGGGAUUGCGCGGUGGGCAUGAUUUUGGGCACCGGACACAACAUGUGCUACAUUGAGAGUGUGGGCCGUAUCGGGAAGUGGACGGACAGGUCGGAGUCGGUGUACGAGGACGUGCUGGAGGUGGCCGUUAAUAUAGAGAGCGGGGCUUUUGGGGAUAACGGGGAUGAAACUAAAGGCAAAGUAUUUGCCGAGAAAUUAACCCAACGCUUAGGCUAUGCUAUGGUAACCACGGAUGACAUCGCCAUAAUCCGAUACACAUGUGCGAUGGUCACCGUACGGGCCACUCAACUCAUAUCGGCGGCGUUGGCCACCCUUAUUGACCGCAUUGACAGUAAACGGGUUACGGUUGCCAUCGAUGGCUCGCUGUAUAAAAAACACCCGAAGUUUCACCGAUUGAUGACUGACUUCACGCGAGAACUACUCGACUCUAAGAAGUCAUUUAAGUUGAUUCUGGCUGAGGAUGGCUCGGGUAAAGGUGCCGGACUGGUAGCCGCUAUUGCCCACAGGUUUUGGGCUAAGCAUAAUAAUAAUCAUCUCUGA
Molecule: messenger RNA, 1224 nt
Organism: Oppiella nova
Lineage: Eukaryota; Metazoa; Arthropoda; Arachnida; Sarcoptiformes; Oppiidae
Source: the annotation of a GenBank genome assembly